AUGGAACCAUACGAAAACAAAACCCGGUAUGCGGAUGUCCUGCAAAAGUAUGGUCUAUACAAAUAUUUGCGCACCAAUUGGGUUUCGAAGGAAGACUCAACAGAAUCCCAGCUCGUUUAUCGCGUUGCUUUUCGACUGAACGUGCUGUGCAAGUGCCCCGGUAACGAUUCAAUUCGUACGUUAUUCGAGUUUACACCCAAAAAAUGUAAGGUCAUGCUCGUGGACAUGCAGUCACUGAACACGCCACUUACAAUCCAGCGAGAGACACUGGAAGUUGUGGAACGUUUUAUGUAUCUUGGAAGUCGCAUUAGUUCUGAUUGUAGUGUGACAGAUAAGGUGAAUGCACGAAUAUGCAAGGCUCGGGCCGCGUUUGGUAAUUUGAGACGUCAGAAUGGUUUAUUCCUGAAUCUGAAGGGACGUGUGUAUCAAACUACAGUGUGGGUUGUAUUUCUGUAUGGCUGUGAGACUUUGCUCAUUCGAGCAGCUGAACUGAGACGUCUUCAGGUAUUCGACAAUCGUUGUCUCAGGACCAUACCUCAUAUGGCUGUUGAUCUGUUCGCCGAGCUUGGCAAUUGGCUUGCAAACGUUUCGUCACCAUACGAGGAGACAUCAUCAGUGCGCAUCAGCACAUUACCAACAGGCAACGAGUUCGACGGCGCACGCAAAUCCCUCAAACGUCAAGAAGUGAAGAGUCUAAGGAAAGACCGAAAGCCCUGGGUGGACAUCAAAAGCUAG
Molecule: messenger RNA, 735 nt
Organism: Opisthorchis viverrini
Lineage: Eukaryota; Metazoa; Platyhelminthes; Trematoda; Opisthorchiida; Opisthorchiidae
Exons: 3
Coding region: 1-735 (244 amino acids)
Source: RefSeq, a predicted model, not a curated record